AUGAAAGGACAAAACCGUUACAAAACAAGACUUUUCACAAAAGGUGCCAAUGGUGAUGGAAAUAUUGGAUUCCCUUCCGAUAUAUCUUCAACAAUAGAAUUUAAAGAAGUGACACUAAUUCAAAAUCACACUUUAGAAGAAAGUAAACAAAUAUUAGAAAUGAUCGAACAUAUUGCUUCUGGAAGAUCCAGUAUCAUAUUUUCCACCAGAAAUAAUAGAGUAUUCGUUUGUGGUUUAAAUAACUAUAAUCAAGUGGGUGUAGCCAAUACAGAAUCUAUUUUCCUAUUCAAAUCAAUCGAACAUUUACUUGUUGAUCAAUUAGAAAGAGCUAGAGUUAUGGAAGAAAUGGAAUUGACUCAAGCAUUGAAAUUGACUAAUUGCAGUUCUCACACUGAGAGCUUUCUGAGGGAGAGACUUUACAAAAAGUUUGAAAAGGUGAAAUCGAUUGAUUUUGUAGAGAUGGGAUGGUUUCACUCGAUUGUUGUGAUUAAUAAGAAUAUUGUGAUGGGAAGUGGACACAGUUAUUUUGGACAAUUGUAUGAUCAUGGAUUUAGUGAAAUGCAUCAGUAUUUAAGGGUGGUUCCAUAUGAUUAUGUGUCCGUCAUUAAUGAGAUAGAAGAUAGUGGAAAAUUGAUUGACCCAUUUAGGCAGGACAAGAUUACACAUCUAUCGUGUGGAACAUUUUCUACAACCAUUGUAAUGAAUGAUACCAAAGUUUAUUCAUGUGGUGAGAUUACACCAUUCAAGAAGGAAUUGUCAUUUGAAUUGGACAUACAACCCUUUCUGGGAAAUGACAAGAUAUUACAAGUGUUCCAUUUGGAUACUGGUAUUGCAUUUUACACAAGCAGUGAAUGUUUCAUAAUGUUAGAGAAACCAGAUAUUUACACACGAAUUGAAAAUGUGGCAAAACUGGUUGGUGGACACCUCAGUAAUGAUACUUAUUAUGUCCUUAAGGAUUCUCCUAAUACUUUGAGAAGAUGGGUUUCCACUCCAUCAACGGACGAACCAUUAAGUUAUUCUCUCUCAAAUAUUCCUUCCCCUUUUCAUUUUGUUCCAGGGUAUUACCACAUAUUAUGUAUCUCACAAGGAAAGUAUAUCUAUACGGAUGCCAGUUUUUUGGAUGAAGGUGUUGGUGUUGUAGAUGAGGAGGAGGACUUUGAAUUGACUCUAUCGACAUUAGUUGGGCCAAAGUCUCAAAUUGGAGACAAGGAUACCAAGCUCUUAACAAGACUCCUAUUGAAAGAGGGCUAUUGUGUUAAGAAAAUAUCUUCUGGCUCUGAUUUUUCAUUCGUUCUGGUGUAUCACGAGUCUUCAAAGGAACAAGAGGAAAUGAAAAACAAGCUCCAUAACCAAUCUUCGAGAAGAAAUUCUUUCAUUGAUAUGUCAAUAGUUUGUCUAGAUUUUCAACUUUAUUAA
This is a messenger RNA of Naegleria gruberi, 1416 nucleotides long. RefSeq lists its product as uncharacterized. Lineage: Eukaryota; Heterolobosea; Eutetramitea; Acrasida; Naegleriidae. The record is from RefSeq and is a predicted model, not a curated record. The transcript has 3 exons. The coding region runs from base 1 to 1416 and encodes 471 amino acids.